Penicillium malachiteum is the source of this 1923-nucleotide messenger RNA. RefSeq names its product Dehydrogenase multihelical. NCBI's taxonomy places the organism in Eukaryota, Fungi, Ascomycota, Eurotiomycetes, Eurotiales, Aspergillaceae. The transcript is spliced from 2 exons. The coding region runs from base 1 to 1923 and encodes 640 amino acids. Gene Ontology annotation, molecular function: oxidoreductase activity, acting on the CH-OH group of donors, NAD or NADP as acceptor; NAD+ binding. The record is from RefSeq and is a predicted model, not a curated record. Gene Ontology annotation, biological process: fatty acid metabolic process.
AUGGGCGUUAAACCUCGUACCGACCGACCGGUGGCCGUCAUCGGUGGAGGUGUUCUGGGACGACGAAUUGCAUGUGCCUUCGUGGCAGCCGGCUACCAUGUACACAUUCGGGAUAACUCACCAGAGGCACUGAAAACCGCGAUUGAAUACAUCGAUGCACAUAAAGAGGAGUAUUCAAUGAUGCCGCGUAUCUGCAAAGAAACGGAGUCGACCUCCAGCGAGCCUGAAAAUGUGGAUGGGAAGGGUUCUGAGUCUUCCAUCACUAAAGUAGACCUGGAAUCCUACACACACGCUCCGUUUGGUAACUACAAGCCCUUUAUGGAAAUGGAGCCCACCAUUUCCAACGCAUGGUUAGCUAUUGAGGCUGUACCCGAAAAGCUGGAUCUCAAGAUUGACACGUUCGCUGAGAUGGAUGCGGCGGCUCCGGCGGAUUGUAUCUUUGGAACAAACACCUCAUCUUUCAGAUCUAGUCUCAUGGUAUCAAAAGUUUCACCUGAACGGCGCAAGCGUAUGCUCAAUAUUCAUUUCGCGAUGCUGCCUGCCGUUCGAACCGUCGAACUUAUGACUGAUGGCGAGACCGAUAGCGAGAUAUUCCCAUACCUGGAGGAUGUCCUCGGAGAAUGUGGCAUGUUACCCGUCACAGCUCGGUGUGAGUCUACAGGGUUCAUUUUUAAUCGCCUCUGGGCAGCAGUCAAACGAGAAAUCAUGCAUAUCCUAUCCGAUGGCGUUAGCGACCCGAGCGAAAUCGAUCUUCUAUGGGAGCAUAUGUUCAAGAAUGGACCUCUUCCAUGCCAGCUCAUGGAUCAGGUCGGGCUUGACACAGUCGCUUAUAUCGAGGAUAAUUAUGUGAAGGAGCGAGGUAUGAGUGGCUCGUCAACGGUCGAUUGGUUACGAAGGGAGUACAUUGAGAAAGGCCGGCUUGGAAAGAAGAGCCAAAACGGCGGCCUUUAUCCCCCUCAUGUGCGGUCAUCAACUGCUGAAGCUGCACCGACAAAUCCACACACAGCGGCGAAGGAUAUCUACGUUCUUGACGUGGGGUUGGGGAGUAAUGCUCGCGAUGUGUCUCAGGUUCAUUCAAACGGGAAGAUCUUACGUCUGAAUUUAGCAACGCAGAAGCUCACUCCCGUUGUCGUGGGCCAAAAUUUGCCGGAUGGUAUUGAUGUCUCACUCGGAAUACAAAAAAUCUUCUGGACCAAUAUGGGUCGCAGCACCGCCGCUUGUGAUGGGUCGGUUUGGAUGACAAACCUGGAUGGAAGCAAAACACGUUGUCUAGUGCCGCCAGGCAAGGUACAUACUCCGAAGCAGAUUGCAGUCGUGGAUUCUCGACAGCAAGUGUAUUUUUGCGACCGGGAAGGUACCAGCGUGCAUCGUUGCAACUACGAUGGCAGCAACCACGAGAAAGUUGUGCAACGGCAUAUUCUGCCAGAAAUGACUCUUUUGGAACAAAUGAAACUUUGGUGUGUCGGGAUUGCUAUUGAUGACGAGCAUGGGUGGAUGUAUUGGACUCAAAAAGGUCCAAGUAAGGGCGGUCGCGGUCGAAUCUUCUGCGCCGGCCUCGAUAUUCCACCUGGCGAAACCCCAGACAAUCGAUCGGAUAUUCGCCUUAUUUUUGAUAACUUGCCUGAGCCAAUAGACAUAGAGAUUGACAGCAGCACACAGACUUUAUACUGGACGGAUCGCGGCGAACAUCCUAUGGGAUGCGCGUUAUACCGGGCUUAUGUGGGUGGAGAGAGUAUCGAUCUUCAGAAGGUCAUUCUAGCACGGCAUUUUCAUGAACCGAUUGGAUUGAAGUUGGACAAAGUGAAUAACAUCGUGUAUGUGACUGAUCUUGGUGGUAGCCUGUACUCUGUCUCGUUGGAUGAUGGUAUGAAAGUUGAACUGGUGCGUAAUGAUGGGUGUUUUACAGGAAUCACUUUGGUAUAA